GAUUGGAAAUGGCGGAGAGCAGAGACCAAAGCGAUAACUCGGGCUGGCAAAAGCAAGUGCGCCGUCAUUGAAACGCAGAAACCUUUCGCAAGUGGUUCUCGGAGUUACUUACGGUUUGCUGCUGCCGACGGGACACAAGUCGCACGCGAGGUGAGCGGAUUUUCGGAGCGAGGUUUGGAUUUAGCGGAGCUACUUAGCUGGCUAAGCUAACCGUGCUAGCAACCUGGCGUUAGCUGGCUCCGAGUGGUGUGUGUGUGAUUUUAAGCACGCAGGCUUGUUUGUCAACAUAAGCUGACGUUAAAUUGAUAGCGAGCCAGCUAACAUACAACUCCCCCGGUCACCCAUCUUAACCUGAGUGUGUUUAUAACAUGGUGGCCACAGUUGAGCGCAGAUUUAUCUGUGCAAAGUGAGAGUGGAUAAAAAAGUCAGACAUCUGACCAUCCUGGUCGCCAGCAAGCUGCAAGUUAAGCUGGUCAGCCAAGUUAGCUAACUGGCUUGCUUUGCACACAGUCUAAACUGACUCUUUUGUUUGCCUGGGAAUUAAUCAGCCAGCGUGAAGCAAGGUCUCAGUGUUUGCAAGCUGAACGGACGGCUGAACAGUUGGAGGCCAACGGGCUUCUCCCUGCACCUGGGAUGGUGCUUUUUGACAGACCGGCUGUGGAGCCAUAACCCCACCGCCAUCACCAUUCCAUCCUCUUGACUGUAAGCCCUUGGCCCACCACUGAUCUCACGCCCAGGCUCCCCUCCUUCCUUCAGCUUUGCUCAGUCCCUGACAAGGCCACCACAGCCACCACAUGACUCACCGACUGGAGCCCUAGAUCAAGUCAGUUAAAGCUGAAAAUGAGUGCAGUAGGGGAAAGCCCUCUGGACCCUGCCACGCCAGAGUUACGCAAGAGGAAGGGCUCGCCAUGCGACACGUCAGGGCAAAGUGCGGAGAAGCGGAGACGGGAGCUGGAGUGCCGCUACAUCGAGGAGCUGGCGGAGCUGUUGUCAUCCAACAUGGGCGACAUUGCCAGUCUCAGCGUUAAGCCCGAAAAGUGCCACAUCCUCAAGAGCACUGUGGACCAAAUCCAGCAGAUCAAACGGCGUGAGCAGGCCCUCCUUUCUCCAGAUGAUGAGGUGCAGAAGAGCGACAUCUCCUCCAGUAGCCAGGGACUGGUGGAGAAAGAGGCGUUGGGGCCCAUGCUGCUAGAGGCGCUUGAUGGGUUUUUCUUCGUUGUCAACCGGGAGGGGCGCAUCGUCUUUGUUUCUGAGAACGUGACGAGUUACCUUGGAUACACCCAGGAGGAGCUCAUGGCCUCCAGCGUCUACAGCAUCCUCCACGUGGGAGACCACAACGAGUUUGUUCGUAAUCUGCUGCCUAAAAGCCUCGUAAAUGGUGUCCCGUGGCCGCAAGAAUCUGGGCGCAGGAACAGCCACGCCUUUAACUGUCGCAUGCUGAAGAGGCCACCAGACGAGGUGGAUUCGGAGAACCUGGAGGCCCGGCAGCAGUAUGAGAUCAUGCAGUGUUUCACCGUGUCCCAGCUACGGACCAUGCAGGAGGAGGGAGAUGACCUGCAGAGCUGCCUGAUAUGCAUUGCCUGCCGGAUGCCACGAACCCAGCCUGUCAGCACGGAGUCUUUUAUCACAAAGCAGGAUCCCACAGGUAAAACACACACGGGCGUAAGAAGAAUCACGGGAGGGGGGUUUUGAGAGGUUAGAGUCAUAGAAAUUGGAGGGAUACUUUAUAGAGGAAAUACAAAUCUCAUCUUCCACACGCAUGGUUCUCAAACU
Molecule: messenger RNA, 1773 nt
Organism: Neolamprologus brichardi
Lineage: Eukaryota; Metazoa; Chordata; Actinopteri; Cichliformes; Cichlidae
Source: RefSeq, a predicted model, not a curated record